AUGCGGGCCGCCGAGCCCGUAGCCGAGGGCCGGCCCGGUGACCGGGCGCGGCCCUGCUUCGACGAGCUGCGGCAGAUGCGGCCCCUCAUCAUCCACCUGGGCACCCACUACUUCCUGCUGGACUCGGUGGAUGAACUGCCUGCGUCCCUCAGCCUCGAGGAGGGCAGCAUCGCCUCCUCAAGAAGUUUCCUUGACAAGUGCGGCCGGUGCUUCUUCCGCUGCCUUGAUCGCUGGUCCACGAGCCGCUCCUUUUCCAGCGAGGCCCGGGCGCCCCUACGACAGCAAUAG
Symbiodinium natans is the source of this 288-nucleotide messenger RNA. The record is from the annotation of a GenBank genome assembly. Lineage: Eukaryota; Dinophyceae; Suessiales; Symbiodiniaceae.